CCUAAACCCUCGCCCCUAACGACUAACGUUCCAAUUUGUGUUCUUCCGCCAACAUCACCUCCUCUGUGCAUUUCUCUCCUCGUGGGAACGAUGGGAAUCUUCGAGCCAUACAGAGCAAUCGGAUACAUAACCGCCGGCGUCCCCUUCUCCGUCCAGCGGCUCGGCACCGAGACCUUCGUCACCGUCAGCGUCGGCAAGGCUUUUCAAGUGUACAAUUGCGCGAAGCUGAGCUUGGUGCUUGUUGGUCCCCAAUUGCCAAAGAAAAUACGGGCUCUCGCAUCCUAUCGAGAAUACACUUUUGCUGCUUAUGGACAUGACAUUGGCGUAUUUAAGCGUGCUCACCAGGUAGCAACUUGGAGCAGGCAUACUGCUAAGGUUUGUUUGCUGCUGUUGUUUGGAGAACACAUAUUGAGUGUAGAUGUUGAUGGCAAUGUGUACAUAUGGGCGUUCAAAGGAAUGAAUGAGAACCUUUCACCAGUGGGACACAUCUUGUUGGAUAGCAAUUUUAGUCCUAGCUGUAUAAUGCAUCCAGAUACUUACUUAAACAAGGUUAUUCUAGGAUGCCAGGAAGGGCCUCUGCAGCUUUGGAACUUAAGUACUAAGACAAAGCUCUUUGAGUUCAAGGGGUGGAACUCAUCUAUUAGCAGUUGUGUUUCAUCACCUGCUUUAGAUGUUGUUGCAGUUGGCUGUGCUGAUGGCAAGAUUCACAUUCACAAUAUCCGCUAUGAUGAAGAAUUGGUUACAUUUUCACAUUCGAUGAGAGGUUCCGUGACUGCCUUAUCUUUCAGCACAGAUGGGCAGCCUCUUCUAGCUUCUGGUAGUUCAUCUGGUGUUGUCAGCAUAUGGAAUCUCGAGAAAAGAAGGCUCCAGUCGGUCAUUAGAGAUGCUCAUGACGGUUCAAUAAUUUCUCUCCACUUCUUUGCCAAUGAGCCUGUGCUAAUGAGUUCAUCUACAGAUAACUCGAUUAAGAUGUGGAUUUUCGACACAAGUGACGGAGAUCCUCGUCUAUUACGCUUUCGGAGUGGUCAUAGUGCUCCUCCACUUUGCAUAAGGUUCUACGCUAAUGGUAGGCAUAUACUAUCGGCUGGUCAGGAUCGUGCCUUCCGGCUUUUCUCGGUUGUCCAGGAUCAGCAAAGUCGAGAGCUAUCUCAGCGUCAUGUAUCCAAGCGAGCAAAAAAACUGAAGUUAAAGGAAGAAGAGAUAAAGCUGAAGCCUGUUAUAGCAUUUGAUGUUGCUGAAAUUAGGGAGCGGGACUGGUGCAAUGUGGUGACAAGUCAUAUGGAUACUCUGCAGGCAUAUGUAUGGAGACUUCAAAAUUUUGUCAUAGGCGAGCAUAUUCUGAGACCAUGCCCUGACAACCCCACACCUGUUAAGGCUUGCACGAUUAGUGCAUGUGGAAAUUUUGCCAUUUUGGGAACAGCAGGUGGUUGGAUUGAGCGAUUCAACCUUCAAUCAGGAAUAAGUCGAGGAAGUUACAUAGACCAGUUAGAAGAAACAAACCGUGCCCAUGAUGGUGCAGUGGUUGGAGUGGCUUGUGAUUCCACAAAUACUCUCAUGAUAAGUGCUGGUUAUGCUGGGGACAUUAAGGUCUGGGAUUUCAAAGGACGUGAAUUGAAAUCUAGAUGGGAAAUUGGCUCUUCUUUGGUAAAAAUUUCUUACCAUCGUUUGAAUGGUCUUUUGGCUACGGCUGCAGAUGAUUUUGUUAUUCGUCUUUUUGAUGUUGUCGCCUUGAGAAUGGUCCGAAAGUUUGAAGGUCAUUCAGAUCGAAUUACAGAUUUGUGCUUUAGCGACGAUGGGAAAUGGCUCUUGUCUUCCAGUAUGGAUGGCAGUCUAAGGAUUUGGGAUAUUAUUUUAGCUAGACAAGUUGAUGCAGUAUAUGUCGAUGUCUCCAUCACAGCAUUAUCUCUGUCGCCAAAUAUGGAUAUUUUAGCCACGACACAUGUUGAUCAAAAUGGGGUCUAUCUCUGGGUUAACCAAUCAAUGUUUUCUGGAGAUUCUGACAUCAAUUUGUAUGCAAGUGGGAAAGAAGUUGUGACCGUUAAGUUGCCAUCAGUAUCAUCAGGGGAAGGUUCUGAAGCUGAAGAAUCUAAUGAACCUGCUAUUAGACAUUCAGAGUCUAAAGAUGUCCCUUCCUUCCUGCCUUUGCUUGAGCAAAUUCCAGAUCUAGUUACCCUCUCCCUAUUGCCAAAGAGCCAGUGGCAGAGCUUGAUUAAUCUAGACAUUAUAAAGGUUCGCAAUAAGCCAGUUGAGCCACCCAAGAAACCUGAGAAAGCUCCCUUCUUUUUGCCCUCUAUUCCAUCUCUUUCUGGAGAAAUACUAUUUAAGCCAAGUGAGACUUCUGCUGAGGGAGACAGGAAAGCUAAUGAAGACAAAUCUAAGAUAACACCUGAAGUGCCGUCAUCGCAGUUUCUGCGACUUCUUCAUUCAUGUUCAGAGGCCAAAAACUUUUCUCCUUUUACCGCCUACAUCAAAGGGUUAUCUCCCUCAACUUUGGAUUUGGAACUUCGGAUGCUUCAGAUAAUAGAUGACAAUGACGCAGAUGAUGAUGAUCUACAAGAUGUUGACGAGAGACAAGAGUUGCUUUCAAUUGAAUUACUUAUGGAUUACUUUAUACAUGAAAUAUCUUGCAGGAGUAAUUUUGAGUUUGUACAAGCUCUAGUCAGGUUGUUUUUGAAGAUACAUGGGGAGACAAUUAGACGCCAGUCAGUAUUGCAGAAUAAAGCGAAGGUCCUUUUGGAGACUCAAUGCUCUGUAUGGCAGGGAGUGGAUAAGUUAUUUCAAGGUGCUAGAUGCAUGCUUGCUUUUCUUAGCAACUCACAGUUUUAGUUACUUUUAUGUACAUUAUAGCAAGGGGAAGAUGUAGAUGGAAAAAAGUAGCUGGAUCUACACUGAGGCGUGAGUGGUGAGUUUAAAUGUUGGACGAGUUCCUCUUAGAGCUAUAAAUUUGCUCAUUCUUUAACUGAGCAAUCAUCCUGUAUCACUUCUUUCAGAAAAUUUUAAAGGAAACCUUUUCUUGAGCC
Messenger RNA from Rhodamnia argentea, 3020 nucleotides. RefSeq names its product U3 small nucleolar RNA-associated protein 21 homolog. The transcript is spliced from 19 exons. Gene Ontology annotation, molecular function: protein binding. Gene Ontology annotation, biological process: rRNA processing. The record is from RefSeq and is a predicted model, not a curated record. Gene Ontology annotation, cellular component: Pwp2p-containing subcomplex of 90S preribosome; small-subunit processome. The coding region runs from base 91 to 2826 and encodes 911 amino acids. Lineage: Eukaryota; Viridiplantae; Streptophyta; Magnoliopsida; Myrtales; Myrtaceae.